GAAACAACCGCAGCCAUGGCCUCGGACAUCCCCCCCCAGGCCAUCGGCUUCCUGUCGGCGGUGGGCGUCUUCAUCGUGGCGCUGGCCGUCCUCUUUCUCUUCAUCAACAAGAAGCUGUGUUUCGCGCGCGUCGGUGGAAUGCCCUGUCUGGAGCAACAUGGCCGCCGGAAGAAAGGACGACAGGAAGUCCGCCAGGGCCUCGUGAGCAGCUACGGUGACGAUGAUGAUGAUGACGAAGGCAGCAGCUCUUCUGACAGUGAAGCUGAGGUCCUGAAGCAGUUUGAGAUCUCGGUGUCACGUUCACAGACUUUUCGUUCCCCAGCAGCAGCAGACAGCAGCGAGCAGCAGCCGCAGCAGCCGCAGCUGUCGGUGGGCCGACGCCACAAAUUCACCCGACUGUCGGACCAGGAGGAGGGCAGCACCGAGCCAUCAGACUGUGAAGAAAUGGACGCUCAGAGCCAGCAGCGGGGUUUCCAGGACCCGCUGUCUGCAGCAGUAGAGGAGAGCGAGAGGGCAACGGCGGCGGCGGCGGCCUCUCCGAACAAACCUGCUGCACUGAAAGCAUCGGGCGCCAGGGACAGUCCCACCCCAAGUUUGAACCGGCAGGCCGCAGAUGGCAGGGAGGACACGGAGAAGGCUGCGGAUUACAAAAAAAACGAUGCCACGGACAGCUCCUCCACCUGGAGCCCCGAGCAGGAGCAGCCACCCCAGGAUGAUGUCUCGCCUCUGCCAACGAGCUCUUCCCCCCGACCCCCCAUCUCUAAAUGUGGAGACCUGGUCCUCUCUCUGGAGUACCGCCCCGACACGGAGAAGCUGCUGGUCUCGGUGAUUGCGGCCCAGGACAUCCCGGACAAGGCCCGCAGCGGCAUGGACUCCUGGCAGGUGCACAUGGUUCUUCUCCCCUCCAAGAAGCAACGCCACAAGACGGCGGUGCAGAAAGGUUCGCUGCCGCACUUCAACGAAACGUUCCGCUUCUCGCGCCUGGAGGCGUCGGAGCUGCACAUGUCGGCCGUCAGGUUCAGGCUGUACGCGCUCGGAGCCUCUCGGAUGUCCAGCCGCGAGCGGAUGAUGGGUGAGAAGGUGCUGCGUUUAGGUGGGCUGGACCCGGAUGGAGGGACCAUGGAGACGACGCUGGUUCUGGAGCCUCGCAAUAACCUCAAGAGCGUGGACUCCCAGCUGAGCCUGUCGGCCGUGUCUCAGAGCGACAGCGCCUCGUCCACUCAGUCUCUGACCCACGGCGGCGUCCCCGAGCUGCUGCUGGGCCUCACCUACAACGCCACCACGGGCCGCAUGUCUGUGGAGCUCAUCAAGGGCAGCCACUUCAGAAACCUGGCCAUCAGCAGACCACCAGACACCUAUGGGCGUCUGACUCUGCUGAACUCGGUGGGUCAGGAGAUCUCUCGCUGUAAGACGUCGGUGCGCCGCGGCCAGCCCAACCCCGUCUACAAGGAGACCUUCGUCUUCCAGGUGGCACUGUUCCAGCUGUCGGACGUCACGCUGCUGGUCUCCGUCUACAACCGCCGCAGCAUGAAGCGCAAGGAGAUGGUGGGCUGGGUGGCUCUGGGCCAGAACAGCAGCGGCGAGGAGGAGCAGCUCCACUGGCAGGACAUGAAGGAGAGUCGAGGACAGCAGGUCUGCCGCUGGCAUGUCCUGCUGGAGGCGUAACGCCUCCCGGACUAAGGACUGUUUUUUAUUUUAAGAGGAAAGGGAGUGAUUGAUUUGAUCCGCUGACAGAAUGAUGCAUGUGGCGAUGGAUUCAAGGACUUAGCUUUUGUCAGAGCACACUCGCCACUACUGUAACAUCAACGUCAAACCUGGCUGCCUAUUUGAUGCCAACACGAGGAACAACUUCAUCUGCUUUCGGAGGCCGACACAAGUUUAACCGUGAAUAUUUCUGUGAAUAAAGAAAGAAGACAGCCUUCAACAAGGUUAGUUGAGAUCCAAGUCCGUUACUACGACAACUAUUUCUUUGGCAUGUAAAACCUUUUUUAAAGUGAAGGUUUUCCUGUGGAAAUUCACUUCUUCUCAAUGAAAAACCCUUUGUAGAAGAUCCAUCGGCAUCCAAGAGCAGCUGAGAAUGUUUUCCUUACAGUUAUAGCUUAAAGCAGCUCAGUUGUGAAUCGAGGCCACUGCAGUUUAGUUUUUCUAGUGAAAUGCUGUGUUAGAAAGCACACACAGAUUAGAGGGGUGUGUGUGUGUGGGUGUGGGUUUGACUUGUUAUUUCUAAAUCUUGCUUUUACUGGCUGGUAAAUGAAUGAAGAGGCAAAGGAAACUGCACAGCGAGACGUUGAGUUGGUAAACUCAUGCAGACAGGAACCAGAAAGAUGCAACGUCCUGAAGAUGGAAUAUUGAAAAUAUUAUUGUCGCUUCCUCUCAGAAACACAGUUUUGUCUUAAACACAAACAAACUGAGAAUGGUGGAAACUAUAUGAUGAUGAUGAUGAUGAUGAUGGUGGUAUUGUCACAUAGUUAUCACACUGGCUCUGUUUUUCAGCUUUUUGCACCAACAGUCUGAACAAAAUUAAGGAAAUCUUGCCUGGCUGAGGUGGAUCAAUUCAACCCUAUUUCCUAAAAACUGCAGCGAUAAGGAGACUGUAACCUUCCUCACAUUAACAAAUGUAACAAACAGAAAUGACAUAUUUUCAUCCCGUUUUUCAUCAUCUCUUGUGUCUCUCUUCUUUCACAAUGGUUUUAAUGGCACCUACUGGAGAAUUAGGCCUACAUCCAUCAACUGUUUCAUCAACUCAAUUCACCAACUCCAUAUAUUCUCAGUAUUGGAUUGAAAUGUGCAUACAUUUGCAUUUUCUUUCUGAAAAUUUGGUUCAGAUUUGAGCUACAGUUGGAUGAAAACCUCACUAGCAUUCGUGUUACCACUGGAGGAUUACGUGGCCAUAAAAUACUGAGAAGGAAACAAACACGAGAGUAGAAGUGAAGAUGUUUAAUGAUUCAAGUGGAGGAGGAAGGCGUCUCAUUCAUAUUCAGCACUCAUUCACAUUCUCCCGACACGUGUGCUACUACAGGCAGGAAGUAGCAGCAGCUGGGGUCGGGAUGAGAGCAUCUCUUCCCUCGUCGACACUGAAUGAUGUUAUUUGGCCUGGCCUCCAUCUCCUUCACAGGGCAAAGCUCAUUUCAACACCCAUCAACGCUGAACUGAAAAAGAGGCUUUAAAUAUCUCACUGCAGCUGUUAAUAACCCCCCCACCCUCCCCAAACACACUCGCUCUGUGGUAAUUGCUAGUUCCAGCUGUAGAAUUGUGUACAGUGUGAUGACGGUAAUGCCGCUGAGCAUCGAAGGGGGGGGGAUUUGUGUAGACAGAUACUGUAGCUCCAAACCCCUCUGGGGGGGGGGAAGCAAGAGAUGUGUUGGUUCUCUUCAGGCAGGUGACAACAAAGCUUUCUUUAGAAAUGAUGAACUGCAGCUCAGUUUGAAGACUGUGAUUGGAGGAAACUGCAAAUAAUUACUCAAAAACACAAGAUUGUAUGGGAUUAAGGAGAUGACACACACACACACACGUGAUCCUAAACAGUUGUUUUUUUACUACCAAACUCACCACAUUCAUCAUCAUCAUCAUCAUCAUCAUCAUCAUCAUCAUCAUCACCACCACCAUAAAGUAUAAGGCUUCGUACAUGUGAGUCUGAACAUGAACUAUAUUUAGUGCCCAGACUGAUAUAUUUUAUGCAUGUCGAGUUGUUGUACAGAAUCUAUAAUAUCUAAUUUCUAUUUUUUAACAUAGUAAAUGUUUAAUGUUCUUAUUAGUAUUUCCCAGGAGGUCUAUUUGUAUUCACAUGUCAGCAUGCUCAGUUUGAGAUCCCAGGUUGUAUUCCAGAUGUGAGACAAUCAGAUUGUGCUGCAGAUGUGAUACCGUUGUAAUACUCUGAUGAUGAAGUGCCUGUAACAUUUUUGAGAUGAAACAUAUCCACCACGAUAAAAAGAAGAAAAAAAAGAGAUGAUCCAAAUUUGCAUGAAGCCUUCCCUGUUGUUCCCUGUGAAUGCUGCUGUAGGACUGCAUGCUAAUGGGAGGCGACCACAGGGCCUAAUGUCAAGGCCUGGACCAGGACUGAGGUCCAAGACCAAGUCAGACCACAUUCAGUCAGGUUGACUUCAACAGGAAGUCAAACCGAAGACCAAAGCCAACUGAAACACUAAAUACAGCAAACAAAACAUAACCAAAUCUAUGGAACUAAAUAAGUACUGUCUUUGUACAAAGAUAGUAGAGGCAGUUUUAACUUGUGUCAAUCGUCCCAAACGACAAGAAGAAUAGUUAGAGAUUCCACUUUAAACAUUUGUUACAUGUAACUACUCGUAAAAACCACAAGCUGUCGUCUUUACAUCUUUAUGCUAAGCUAGGCUAAUCCCCUCCUGGUUCCAGCUCUGUACUUCUGUAGUAGUGUUGAUCUUCUUAACUCUCGAAAGACAGCAAAUAAGCAUUUCCCAAAAAUGUGGCACUAUUGGUUUAGAUAUCGUAAGCCUGUGUCAAACAGAGCUUAUUUUCAACAUAAAUGUAACCAUACGUAUGUACAGCCAGUCUGUGUAUCUUUUGGUAUUUAGAUUUUACUUUUAUAAACAAAAAUAAAAGAUAAAGCAUUAGUCCAAAAACAAGUUUAGUUUUUUGUAAUCCAUUUUCAAAAAUAUAUAUUGAAAAUGGAGUUGGCUUAACUUUUCUCUGUUAUAAAUAAUAGUUAAAUUCUAACAACUAAAACAAAACUAACAUCUUUUCCUCUUCUGAAAAUCUGGUUAAGUCUCAGAUCUUCUUAGAUCUUCAUUGACAUCCGAAGUGGAACCUGUAACUGUUCUACAGAGAAAUGAGACACUAACUCAGUAGAUACUGUUAGUCCUGCAGUCCUGGUCUGGUCUGGUCUGGGCCGUGCAUGCUGAGCCCUUGCGGUACCCAGAAAGCACUUUUUGUACCAAGUUUUGUCGUUGCCAAUAAAAGCCAGAAGAUCCCUGCUGUGGGAACGUCUGUCCGCCAUCUGUUUCCUUUGGUCUGUCUCUCCGUCCUGUUCAGAUGUCUUAACUCUGAGUAUGGGACUUUCGUUACCACAGUUACAACAAAAACGAAAACACAGAUCAUCCCCCUGUGAUUGGUAGUAAAGAUUUCCAUUACAGAUUACAGAUUAGAUUAGAGAGUUUAAUCAUUGACAGCAGAUGCUUUGGUAUUUAGAUUUAGCCUACAAACAUGCAGCUUGUUUGUGUUGCUGUUGAUUAGCUGUAUACUAUCAAGUGUUCAAUUAACAUGUAUUUAUUCUCAAUGUUAAUACUCUAUGGUGGUAUGGCCACAUUUGUAUUUUAAACACAACACCAGAAACCUUUAUGUUCCUGACUUCAAUGAUCUGCUGUUGGUUCACUGUAAUCUACAAGUUAUUUUCCUAUACUACUGUGCAAGGACAUACUAAUCUUGUGUUUAAUCUCCAAUAUACCAUGUACUAUUUCAAUAAUUCUUCUAUAAUAAGAUUUAGAGUAUUUCAGCAUGAUACUGUAUCU
Messenger RNA from Perca flavescens (yellow perch), 5480 nucleotides. RefSeq names its product synaptotagmin XVI (gene syt16). Bases 16 to 1665 code for a protein of 549 amino acids. Gene Ontology annotation, molecular function: phospholipid binding. Lineage: Eukaryota; Metazoa; Chordata; Actinopteri; Perciformes; Percidae. The transcript is spliced from 7 exons. The record is from RefSeq and is a predicted model, not a curated record.